UCAAAGAUUGCGCAGUACUUAAACAGGUCCACAGCGAGAGGUGCAACAUUCUUUGCCGGUACUUUCGUAGAAGGUCCUCGCAUUUUUUAAAUAUAAUUUUUGCAUCCUCCCUUUGGUAAGCAUAAAAUAGCAGUUAAAAUGCCUCCCCCUGACAAAACGCAGCACGCGUUCAGUCGGCUGUCCGUCGUCAGUACUCUGAGCUCGGAGGGUGGGCCUACAAGAUCGGCAUGGAGCGGGACGUACUGCGAUCACCUGAUGACUUCUCGAAUCGUCCAGUCGUCAUACCUCGGCACCAAAAAGCGCAAAGCAUCGAGAGUUAAGCCAAGCGGGGCUGUAGAAACAGCUCCACCUCCACCACGCAUGACCAAGCCCGUCCACAUCGCUCUUGCUGCUAACGCCUGGCGGGAUGUUCUGAAGACAGCGGAGGAACCGAAUGACGAGGUGCAGAUAGAGGAGGAUCCUGAAACGGAGAACGACACGUUCUCGGUCGGAAUACCUGAGACAGACAGCUGCAGUGAGAGUGGGCUGGGCAGCUCACCCUCCUCGCCUGAGCCAGACACAGACUCGGUAGAAGAGCUAGAGUCGGACACGUCUUCCCUGGAACUAAAUGUGCCGGACACCAACCAGAUCCGCACAGCAUCAGAAAUCUCUAUUUUUGAUGAGCGAAGCCAAACAACUGAGGUGGAGGAUCUGGACGAGGACGAUCCUGAGACGUUGCCUGUCAAGGAACAGCUAACAGUGCAUCAGCCCCCCAGGGCACCGAGUGUUGCUUCUAUCCAACCCGAAGACCCUGAUGUGGCCAUUGUAACCCCGGAGAAAAAGGCUGACGGGAAGAAGAAAAAGGUGUUGCUGUUGGCUUUGCUGGUGGCGGCUUUGGUGGCAGCUAUUUUGGGGUGUGUCUUGGGGGUGCUGCUUGGGAAGCAGUCCCCCGUCUGUGCUGAAGGGCAGAGCUGCGUGGAAACAGUCAUCGAAUUGUGUGAGAAUGUACCCCUGGACUACCAGACUGGCGGUACCUUCAACUGUGACAACAUAACCUUCACCCACCAUACCGUCCGGGUCUGCCGGCUAAGCUGCCCCUGGGGCUUCCGCCAGGAUGAUGCCGGGCUGGUCCUCUGCAACAGCGGGAGCUUCGCGCCCAUCCACCCGAGGGUGCUCUCUGCGUUCCUCGGUAUUGGAAGAUCGACCAACGCAACAACAGACAUCCUGACGACAAGCCUGGGCAUCCCGAACAACACCGAUGCCGAUGCAGUAGCGGCGGUCCUUGCUCGUAUCGGUGUGACGGGCGAUCAGCCGCUCGUAAAAGGUACACUUCGGGCAGCGGCUGUUAACGGUACAUUUUACAAGGACAGCGCACUUCGAGACGGACUGACAGGGCUGCCUGGUGGUCAGGACUUGGUUAACUGGAUUCUCAACAUGAAUCUCACAAUGGAGAUGGCAAAGCUCGAAUCUUUUGACGCUUCGAGGAGGCCUUUCUGCAGAAAGAUAGACUGUGACAACGAUCAUGGGCAUUUGCAGGCUCCCGAUCAUGGGCUGCUAAACUGCUCAGGAUCAACAUACCAGGAGACAUGUCAGCUGACGUGCCGGCUCGGUUACGAACCGACAGGAGAGGACAGUUUUCAAUGCACCGGCUUAGGAUACUGGAGUGGACUUCCGUCAUGCAAUCCAGUACGCUGUGGCGACUCUCCUCAGUAUGCACACACUCGGUUUGACUGCGGAGAUUUAACCUACGGACACAAUUGCACCACGGUCUGUGAUGGAGGUUACCAGAGGACCAACAAUACGGAGAUCCGGUGUGAUCACAACGGUAACUGGACACUACAGAAUGGGAAUAUGCUAGUUGAGAACCUGGUCAACCAGACGGAUCUCUUCUGCGAGAUAAAGGAUUGCGGGGUGCCGAAUACUAUCAGCGAUGGCUACAACAAUUGCGCGGGUACCAAGUUUGGUGACUCCUGCAGACCCACCUGUAACCCAGGUUACAGACUGACGAACGACAGAAACCAGCUUCUCCCCAGUGACACCACGUACAGAUGCCUGUCAUCUGGCCAGUGGGACGAGCAGCCGCUGUGCAGCCCGUCCGGCUACUGCAGUCUCGGCUGGCACAACUGCAGCGACGACCUCGGCGUUUGUUACGUCACUGGCCACCAGAGUCAUGCCUGCGCGUGUGCCCACGGCGCGGUCGGCAACGGGACCCACUGCGAACCGGCUGACUGCGGACCAUUGCCGUUUUCAGAUCCUUCCGGCGGAUUCUUCUCUUGCUCUAGUGUUGGUCUUGAGGAAACGAUUUGUGCCCUGAGUUUCGAUGGCUCCACAGCCCACAACAAAACUUCAGACCAGCAGUUCGGUGCCGCCUGCGCCCUGCACUGCAGACCAGGGUACGUCAGGCAGUUCCUGGUCGAGUACAGGUGUGGAGCCACCGGGAACUGGAGCAUUCCCGUAGAUCUGGAUGCCAUCGGCCUGGAAGCUUGUCAAGAUAUAGAUGAAUGCACGAGCGCGCCCUGUCAAAAUGGAGCGACGUGCAACAACCUGGAAAACAUGUACAGUUGCACCUGCGCCCCUGGGUAUACAGGCGUUCACUGUGAAACAGACAUCAAUGAAUGUGCCAGCAACCCAUGCCUUAAUGGCGGGACAUGCUCGGAUGGAGACAACAAAUACACGUGUGUGUGCAGACGUGGGUUCACGGGAACUCGCUGUGAAACAGACAUCAACGAAUGUGCCAGUAAUCCAUGCCUAAAUGGCGGAACCUGCUCGGAUGGAGUCAACAGUUACACGUGUGCGUGCAGGCCUGGGUUCACGGGGACACACUGUGAAAUAGACAUCGACGAAUGUGCCAGUAAUCCAUGCCGCAAUGGUGGGACCUGCUCGGAUGGAGUCAACAGUUACACGUGUGCGUGCAGGCCUGGAUUUACAGGGACACACUGUGAAACAGACAUCAACGAAUGUGCCAGUAAUCCAUGCCGCAAUGGUGGGACCUGCUCGGAUGGAGUCAACAGAUACACGUGUGUGUGCAGGCCUGGGUUCACAGGAACACACUGUGAAACAAACAUCAACGAAUGUGCCAGUAAUCCAUGCCGCAAUGGCGGGACCUGCUCGGAUGGAGUCAACAGAUACACGUGUGUGUGCAGACCUGGGUUCACAGGGACACACUGUGAAACAAACAUCAACGAAUGUGCCAGUAAUCCAUGCCGCAAUGGUGGAACCUGCUCGGAUGGUGUCAACAGUUACACGUGUGCGUGCAGGCCUGGGUUCACAGGAACACACUGUGAAAGAGUAGGCUGCUCUACUCUAUCUCUACCGCAUGGCACAGUUUCCUGCACAGACGGAAAUAAUGCAUACUCAAGUUGCGUCCUGGCAUGUGACAGUGGGUAUUUUCUCUCCGGUACAUCCGAGCGUGUAUGUGGUUCCUCCGGACUGUGGAGUGGUAGCGCUACAUGUCAAGCAUGUAACACUGCGGUUGACAUCAUCGUGGCUGUAGACACUAGUGGAAGCGUUGCACCUGACAUUAGCCGAGUACAAGAACUUUUGCGUAACAUCGCCAGCCGUCUGCCGAUUGGAUCAGGCACCAACCAAGCAAGGGUGGGGCUAAUAAGGUUUACUGUCCGCCGUGAUCAUGUAACAAUUCCGCUGACACAUAGCUCGAACCAAAUCACCCUUCUGAACCAGAUUGCCACGUUAACGUCCUCCAGCAUGGGGUCAACUUGUGGCUCUAACCCCGCCAGUUCGUAUGUUGGAGGUCAAAUCUGUGCACUGGAAAGUUUGUAUACUCAGUUCCGCAACAAUCGGAGACCUGGUGUCAGAGAGAUUGCUGUCAUUAUAACUGACGGUGGGGAAGUAUCCCCUUCACCUAAUGCUAUCACUCCAGCUCAGACAUUACGCAAUUCAGGAGUAACAAUUAUCUGUGUUGGUGUGGCUGGGGUCGACCUCACUGCAAUGCGUGACAUGGCAAGUUCCCCCUUUGAUGACCAUUACUUCGUAUCCUCCAUGAGCAGUCUGAAUACACUUGUUGACAUGUUGGGACCCAGAGUCUGUACCUAGCCUUGUAAGCUU
Messenger RNA from Branchiostoma belcheri (Belcher's lancelet), 4044 nucleotides. Its product is annotated as fibropellin-1-like. NCBI's taxonomy places the organism in Eukaryota, Metazoa, Chordata, Leptocardii, Amphioxiformes, Branchiostomatidae. Gene Ontology annotation, molecular function: calcium ion binding. The record is from RefSeq and is a predicted model, not a curated record.